AUGAAGAAAAUCGUGGAUACAGGACCACGCGACACCAUUGCAGGCCGCCUGGAAGACAUGUUUACGGACGUCAACCAGCAGAGCGACCGGUGCGUGAUUCAGAUCUCAGAUGGGAGCUUUGGAACUAUUGCAGGAGAUGCCGCGCUGAGACUUGACUUGGGGAUGCGGCAGCUCUGGCUGGCCGCGUUCCGCAUGUAUCAAGACCUGCCGACCGACGCGCAAAAGAAAGACCGCUUGGCGAAAGCGCGAAUGAAACCAGACGAAAGUGCACUUCAUGACCUCGCCUCGCUUGCCUCGCGACUUGGUUUCGAGUCGGAAAAAGUGAGAAAGAUAUUGCAGGCGUCACCGGACAGGGCCAUCGCUGAACACGCUCUGCUGGCCGCUCGGAAGCCAGGGCGGUUCCGGUACGCAAAUCGCGAGCAGCGCAUCCAACAAGUGGUUGACGUGUUCGCGACGGCCGUUCCGAUGUCUGACGCCGAAGCAUCGGAGCAUGCGGAUACCAGCGUGCGCGUCCAGCCUCCAAACCGAUACGGAAUACCCCACGAUCUGGAUCACGAACGCGAUAAAACCCGGCUGUUCCUUCCGAAGCUGGACGAAGCGGCAGAAUCGGAUCAGACCGAGCUGCGCUCGUUGUUCAUCAGAAGGUCGGUGUAUUUGGCCUACUUCGGACAACCUCCAUCGACCCAGGGCUGCACUGCAGACCGCGACGCGACAAAUCGAGAUGUGUCCAUGACUGACCGGACAUCCCCACCAUUGGAGGUCUCAAAUCAUGUGGAGUUAAGCAGGGCUCUCAUCGCACGUGCCCUUGACCCGGAGCUGGACGCGCCACACGACGACUCGCAUCGAGCUGAUGACCAGAGGUCCACGCUGCAGCUAUUACGGCGAGACAUUGAGAAUGAGCGGUCAAAGUUAGAUCAGCUCAAUGCUCUGCUUGCCGCAGCGCAGGCCAAGAUCGAGGAUAAGGAAACGCUGUUGGGGAUGCUCGCUAGACAAGAGGAGGAACAACACGCCAAGAUCGAGGAGACGGAAACUUUGUUGGGACUACUCGCUACACAAGAGGAGGAAAAACACGCCAAGCUGCGACAGUUGGAAGAGAUGCAGCAGGAGCAACAGGAAAAACUGGAUCGCUUGACACAAAGGGUUGCAUCCUCUCUUCGCGAGACCUUAUCCUGGCAACGAAAUUCGGCAAAUCACUUUUAUGUUAAGUCGACGCAUUACCUGCCCUCCGACUGUCAAGGAGCAGCCUUUUUAUCCUCCAAUGCAUCAUGA
This is a messenger RNA of Hirsutella rhossiliensis, 1269 nucleotides long. RefSeq lists its product as uncharacterized. Bases 1 to 1269 code for a protein of 422 amino acids. The transcript has a single exon. The record is from RefSeq and is a predicted model, not a curated record. NCBI's taxonomy places the organism in Eukaryota, Fungi, Ascomycota, Sordariomycetes, Hypocreales, Ophiocordycipitaceae.